Molecule: messenger RNA, 1208 nt
Organism: Cornus florida
Lineage: Eukaryota; Viridiplantae; Streptophyta; Magnoliopsida; Cornales; Cornaceae
Exons: 7
Coding region: 98-997 (299 amino acids)
Source: RefSeq, a predicted model, not a curated record
GAAAUUCCAAUUUCAUAAGCUUUUUGGGUUCCUCGUGUGUAGGUAACAAACUGCAAACAAUAUUGACAUAAAAACCCAUCUAUCCUCGCUCUCUUCUAUGGAGGAGACACUGAAAGUGCUCGAAUCCUCUCUUUCUCAAACUAAAUGGCGACUUAAAUCUGCUUCAAAGCGUCGGCUUGAAACAGAUGUUCUAGCUUUGUGCAUGGGGAUGAGGGCAGUUAUAAUGGUGGACUAUGGUGGGAAGAUGCCUGAACUGCAAGAGCGACUAUGUGCAUUUCUCAAGCUUAGUCAAAAGGAGUCUUCCAUUUUUGAGCAUCUGCGAGUCAUGGUUAUAGAAGAUAUGAUAUAUUUGAUACAUGUUACAGGGCUUGCAGAAUUUGUUAAGAUCAGUUUAGAUUCAGAAACAGAAAUGCAAUUUGUGGACCUCGAACAGGAUCCUCCAAAGAUGAUAUCACAAGCUGAAAAAAGCUCAUUAAUAAUGCAACUUGUAUCAAUUCAGAAGUUGUUCUCUUUGGUCUUUCCUGCUGAUGGAAAGAACAACGAUCUCGUGCCAUGUCACAGGACAGAUUCAAAGACCAAUGCUGAAUCCUCUAUUGUUGAACAGAGUACUUCUCAGUCUUCUGAGUUUAUUGAUCUCAGUAGCUGCAUGCAAGACACUCAGGUCACGGUACCAACUCUAAAUGGAUGGCUUCUUGGUUAUCCAGUGGUGUACUUGUUUGGCAAGGAGCAUAUUGCGGAUGCUAUAUAUAAUCUUUCCACCAAGUCUCUCCAUCUUUUCAAAAUUUUAGUUUGCAGGAAUGGUACCUCCAGUAAGGGAUUUUGUGAAGAACUAACGAGUUUCUCAGUGCCUUUUGACCUGAGCUUGGAAGGGAGCAAUGAACCAUGGGCAGAGGCAUUUCUGGCUAGCAUGCAGGCAAAAUGGGAAAGAUGUAAGCAAGUUUGGACGUCUUUGCAGAUGGAGGUUAGCGGUUGUUAUCCACAAGCAAUCGUAUUGUAGUAAACAGUAGCUAGUCCAUCCCUCUAGCCAUCUUGAUUGAUGAGGACCAACACCAGGUAAUGGUCGUUAAGAUUUUAUUGUAUUGAGAAUAAAAGUUCAAAAUUGUCAAUCAAAAGACCACAGUUGUGGUUAUCGAAAAGACGUUUGAGGUGGAAUGUAAUCAUUCACAUUAAAGUAUAAUAACAUCAAUCAUAAAUGAUUCUUUCUAUUA